This is a messenger RNA of Dendrobium catenatum, 1246 nucleotides long. RefSeq names its product diacylglycerol O-acyltransferase 2D. The record is from RefSeq and is a predicted model, not a curated record. Bases 77 to 1018 code for a protein of 313 amino acids. The transcript has 9 exons. NCBI's taxonomy places the organism in Eukaryota, Viridiplantae, Streptophyta, Magnoliopsida, Asparagales, Orchidaceae. Gene Ontology annotation, cellular component: endoplasmic reticulum membrane. Gene Ontology annotation, biological process: triglyceride biosynthetic process. Gene Ontology annotation, molecular function: diacylglycerol O-acyltransferase activity.
CCAACUGUUAGUCUUGCUUUAUUCUAAUCUCUCUCUCUCUCUCUCUCUCUCUCUCUCUCUGCUGCUGCCUUCUUCGAUGGCUUCGGCUGUGUUCAGAGCAACUGAGUACUCGCCCAUUAGCUCGACAGUGGCCCUCGCACUCUGGCUCGGCGGCAUUUACUUCAAUGCCUUCCUCAUCAUCGCCUCGCUCCUUCUCCUCCCCUUCCGCUACGCCGCCGGAGUCUUAGCGCUGCAGUUAUUGUUCUUGGUGAUUCCCCUAAACCAUAAGAGCAAAUGGGGGCGAAAUUUGUCAAGAUUUAUCUGCAAAUACGCCCUUGGGUAUUUUCCUGUCACUGUCCAUGUGGAGGACACAAGUGAUUUUGAUCCGAACCAAGCAUAUGUUUUCGGUUAUGAGCCUCAUUCAGUGAUGGCGAUUGGCUUUUGUGCUUUUUCUCAAGAUGCUGGCUUAUUUCCGCUUCCUAAGAUCAAAGUUCUUGCUGGCAGUUCUCUGUUCUAUAUACCAUUUUUAAGGCAUAUAUGGACGUGGUUGGGUAUGGUUCCAGCCUCAAGGAGGAAUUUUUACAAGUAUUUGGGAGCUGGGUACAGUUGUGUCAUCGUGCCUGGUGGUGUGCGGGAGAUUCUUUACAUGGAUUCUGAUUCGGAGGUUGCUUUCCUUAAAGCAAGGAAAGGAUUCAUAAAGAUAGCAAUGGAGACCGGCAGACCUCUUGUUCCUGUCUUUUGCUUUGGCCAGUCUAAAGUUUUUAAGUGGAGGAAGCUCAAUGGCAAAUUGUUUAACCAGAUUGCUCGGGCAGUCAUGUUUGCCCCUAUCAUAUUCUGGGGAAGAUUUGGAUCACCUAUCCCCUUUAGACAACCUAUGGAUAUUGUGGUGGGAAGGCCCAUCGUGGUUAAGAAAAAUCCACAACCCUCCGUGGAAGAGAUAAAUGAAGUGCAAGAACAGUUUAUUUCGGCUAUGGAAGAUCUCUUUGAAAGGAACAAAGCUAAAGCUGGAUAUCCUGACCUCAAGCUGAGAGUUCUCUGAUUUUUCAGCACUGCAACAAUGUCUCCAAUCUGAGAGGUCAGGAUCAUUAUGAAAUCAAAAGUAGCUUGUUUGAUCAACUUUGUAAAAUUUCGAGAGCUUGUGUUAAUAUUUGCCAAGAUAAUCAACCAACCAUUUGGUUUGCAAAUAAUUGAGGAUCUUCUGCUAGAAUUUAAGUAAUCAGACUUCAGUUACUUUGGUUUGCAAAUAAUCUGAUUCUCUAUUUCAUAA